Molecule: messenger RNA, 4228 nt
Organism: Gopherus evgoodei (Goodes thornscrub tortoise)
Lineage: Eukaryota; Metazoa; Chordata; Testudines; Testudinidae
Gene: ANKRD1
Product: ankyrin repeat domain 1
Exons: 9
Coding region: 205-1164 (319 amino acids)
Biological process (GO): regulation of transcription by RNA polymerase II
Cellular component (GO): nucleus
Molecular function (GO): RNA polymerase II-specific DNA-binding transcription factor binding
Source: RefSeq, a predicted model, not a curated record
CACAUGUGGAAUGAGACUGCACCUACCUCUGAGCUGGCAGCGUUAGGGAUGUACUUGGAUUCCCAGGUUGGAAGAUUAUCUCACUCAGUCUAAGUUCUCCCAAAGAUAUAUAAGCUAAGCUGUCGUGGUGAGUCUCAGCAGAGCUGACCUGAGCACUGGGGGAUUUCAAUCAUAAAGGAAUACAACUUACAACCAUUGGCAAACAUGAUGAUGCUGAAAGUAGAGGAGCUGGUGACAGGGAAGAGCAGUGACACUAAAGAGACUGGAGAUUUCCUUCCUGAGGACUUCAAAAAUGGAGAGUACGAAACUGCUGUAAGAUUAGAGAAACAAGAGGACCUGAAAACACUCCCUGAACGCUCCUUAACCCGAGGAAACCUGACCUAUGAAAAGGAGAAAAAGCUACAGGCAGAAAUCAAGAAGAAAAAGCUAGAGGAGAGACCAAAACUUGAAAACUUGCAAGAUCUUGAAAAAAUUAUUCAGCUGAAGAAAAGGAAAAAAUGCACAAAAGUGAAAGUGCCCAUUUUAAAGGAACCUGAACCAGAAGUUACUACAGGACCAGUGGAUGUACCUACAUUUUUAAAAGCUGCACUGGAAAAUAAAUUGCCAGUAAUUGAAAAAUACCUGUCAGACAAAGGGGAUCCAGAUGCUUGUGAUAAGUAUCAACGCACUGCAUUGCACAGGGCAUGCUCAGAAGGACAUCUGACACUGGUGGAAAAGUUAGUGGAAGCUGGAGCCCAACUUGAGUUCCAAGACAUGCUUGAAUCUACUGCUCUUCACUGGGCAUGUCGUGGGGGAAGCCUGGAAGUUCUGAAAUUCCUGCUCAACAAAGGAAUAAACAGAAAUGCCAGAGACAAGUUGCUCAGUACACCUUUGCAUGUGGCUGUGAGGACGGGUCAGUAUGAAUGUGCUGAGCACCUCAUUGCCUGUGAAGCAGACCUCAAUGCCAAAGACAGAGAAGGAGACACACCACUUCAUGAUGCAGUGAGGCUUAAUCGUUAUAAAAUGAUUAGACUCUUGAUUAUGUAUGGAGCAAAUCUACAUAUAAAGAACCAUGAAGAGAAAACCCCUAUGGAUCUUGUUCUUCAGUGGCAGAAUGGCACCAAAGAGAUAUUCAACAGCCUUAAAGAAAACUCCCACAAGAACUCCCAUAUAAACACAUUCUGAAGAGAGAAAAAUUACUUGCCUGGAGAAAAGUCAACUUCUCUUCAGCAGUUUAAAGGCACCAACCAACCUCAAGAAAAAUUGCACUGAACAUGCCAUUUUUACUGAUGAAAAAAUUUGUAGCCUAUUGGAUUAUUUGUAGCUGCCUUUGUUGGAAUACUCUAGAACAAAGAUGCAGAAAUAUUUAAAGACAGUUUGUGUUAAAAUUCCAUUGAUUUAAAGUUGCUUUAUUUAUUUUAUUUUUGCUAGUGGGUCAAAUGAUUAUCAAUUUUGAUCUUUGUCAACAAGUCAUGUUACUGUUGUUUUUCUACAGAGCGCUACAGUUACUACUGUGGUAACCUGAAUCAGUCAGCAAUAUUAACACCGUCCCCGCCCUUAUCUUAGUCAGCAGUCCAAGUGUAUUAUCAAGCCUUUCAAUAGACCUAAUUAACUAACAUGUCAUUGUUGCCCUGUCUCUGUUAACUCUCAGUAUUACAGUACGCUGGUAAAAAUGAGGGGCAAUACGUGGAAGACAGUAGAAAGCAAUGGAAGGUUUACUGAGAUGCCAAGUGGAAGUAAAGGAACAGUUCAGUAAUUGGACUUUGUUGUUUAGCCAUUGAUAAAGAAGCCGAAGUCUAACAUUAAGUAAUUGUUUGGUUGCUGGGUCAAACAAUGUUCUGAAGGUAAAUAGAUGAUAGUGAAGGAACAUGCACCUCUGACAAGCUGGUAUAUACUGAUUUAAGGAAAGACAGAUGUAUAUUUGUACAUGUGUACUGCUUUUUAUGUACAUUUUGUAUUGAUAUGAUUUAAAAUUUAAUAAACUGUGUGGCUCUUUUUAUCUCCAAGUGUAUUCUGCCAGGUGGAGACAUCAUGUGGAGGGAGUACCAUGAUGCUGCCAGGCAGUCUGCUUCUUUUCCUUUGUUAGCUAACAAUGAUUAGGUGUAAUUUCUUUAGAAAAUUACUCAGCUACUUGGAGCUACCAGCUCAAAAGUACUGUGUUUUCAUUAUUAAAUGCCUUUUUAGCUUUUUUUUUUUAAGGGUUAGAUAGUGGUAAAAAUUCAGUUUUGAGUUUGAAUAGGCAUCAGCUCCUCAGCUAAGCAGUAGUUAAAGCACAGCCAAACAGGAUGGGAAGCUUGAGCAGCACCAGCCAAGGAAGUGGGGAACUGUACUCGCUCAUGUUGGGAGAGGAAGAGCAGCUCUCCCUUUGCUUCUAGUAGAGAAACCAAAACUAUAUUCUCCUCUGCUCUCCCUUACUCUAAUCCCUGUGGGUGCACCAAGUGGGAGUUCUAGAUCUUUUAAUGUUAUAGUGGGCUUUUACACUGCAUUUAAUUAAAACCACACACCAGUGUCACAGCCUCCCAAAUGAGAGAACUACCACUGCCCCCAUGUGUACGCCCCCCUCUCCCAGUUCAGUGAGACUUUACUCAGCAAACAUUAGAAAGAAAUCCAAAUCAAGUCCUGGUGAUACACUGCUGCAAAUGAUGGGGUAUGGACAGUCAUUUAGAAACGGUUAAUUAUAUUUAGACUUUGGCAGCAUGUGUGAAUAUUGUAUUACAAAAGUGUGGUUUUGCAUAUCAGUGCUUAUAACCAAAUAUGACAAUCAAAGAGCACAGAUGUGAUCUACUCACAAAUCAUCAAUACCUAUAGAAUUCUAUUAGCAGCCAUCUAUCAUGAUGACGGAUGAAACAGAUCAUCCUCUUCAGACAAAAAGUACCCCCUAAUUAAUCCAGCCCACUAUAUGUAAGUAUUUAAAAAAAAUCUCUGUAAAUGCUGGGACUUAAUAAGAGGGUCCUCUUUGUUGGGUCAUAGUAGAUCCCUGUCACUGCCCACCACUCACGUACAACCGAGCAGCUCAGUGUUCAUGAGAGCUAAGAACAAAACUUGCUGGAAAUAGGACAUGAAAUAGGCUCUGACUUUCUUUUGUCCACAUUUAGACUUGAGAAAUAUUUAUACAGUCCAGGCAUCAGAGGUUAGUGAGAGACCAAAAAAAAUAAAUAUCCAAUUUAAAGAAUUAAAUGUUGUGUCUCCUACUAUUCUGUUAGUGCUUGGGAGGGAGGAGAUGAAGAACAAAUAAUAUAGGCUGUUAGCAAGGUUAUGUCCAGGCUCGAAUUGAUGUCAAAUAGUAAGCCAGGUCACCAUGCUGCUUGUUCCACAUUCACAAGCCCCUCUCUCUGCAUCAUUCAACAAGCAAUUUCUCUCUUGCUCAAAGUACCUCUCUGGCCAUGGCAAGAGAAGGCAGUGUCACUCCUGUAUUUAGCAGUCAGCUGGAUUUGGCCUCCCCCUUUGUUUUGGCCAGAAUGUCAGGACCUUGUUUAUGAUUCACUGAAGGACAAACUAAUGUAAUGACACUCAAUGACUGACAAGACGACACAGGUCAAGCACAAAGUCAAACAACAUCAAGGGAAAAAACUGCACUGUAUGCUCCUCAAAGUAAAAGCUUCUUGUGACUAACACAGUCCAUUUCUAAAUGUGUUUGUGAAUUUUAAAGCAAAACUCCAUCCAUGGUGCUUAUCCAAUUGUUGAGUUUUACCUUCUAUAAAUCUACUGCAAAAGGACCCUUGCAGUAUGUUACAAGCUAUAAUUAGCAUUUCUCAGCUUGCUUCCAGAGGUGGCCAAAGGGCUGAAAUUGUCAUAGUUUGACACACAGCUGGUCCAUUACAGUCUCUUACCCAUUUCAUAUUAGUUCACGAUCAAAAGAAAAGCCUUAACCAAGACUUGGAAGAGCCCUAAAAAUAUUUUGCAGGAGGGAGCUGAUUAUAAUCUGCAGGCAGCUGGAUGAUAUGCAUUGAGGUAGGAACUGGUAACAAAAUAGAUGCUCUUGCUGGAGAGCAUAGACCCUGAUGCAAGUUUUAUCUGUCUAAGGUUACCAGGGUUAGGCAGCUAGCAUGCUGUGACCACUGCUUAUUGUAUUGAUCACACUCAGCUAAGUGUUAGCUUAGGCUCUUCUUGUCUGUCUGCUGUAACUAGCCGCUGUCUCAUAUUAUAUUUUGAUUUUAAGAUCUUCUGAGCAGGAACUGUCUUUUACUUGUAUCUUUGUAUCAUGUCUAAUAUAAUGGGCUCAAGCCAGUAGGAGAUAUUGUAAUACAAA